GGUGAGAUCAGGUUUGGGUAGCGUGCUGGUUUGCGUUCACGGAUGUGUCCCGGAUGUAAACAGUUUGGGGCGGCGAGGUCACUUCCUCGUUGUAGUGGUACGUUUUGUACGGGCGGGCACGGCGAUCAUCAAGGUUACUUGGUUCAGAUUUCCUGACCUAAGACAAGAUGAAUGGCUCAUCACUGCUGCUGCGAUUUCCUCUCUCCUGUUUACUUAAGAAUGUUAGGAAAUUAUAUCUGAAGAGUUUCUGCUGGAGCUAUAGAUUUGCUUUUCCAUGUAGCCAGCAGAGUAAAUCAUUAUCAUUGUGUUGUUCGAGGAGAAUGAUCUCUGCUAAUGGCUUGAAGACUGGCCUGUGCUAUCCAGCAGCAUUAGAACCACAGACCCCGGAGCUGUCUGACAAGGAGCAAAGACUUCUAGACAGAUUGUACAAGGGCAUAAUCCAAGGGCACAGGGCCUGUUUGGCAGAAGCUAUUACUCUUAUGGAGUCCAUGCACAGCAGGAAGAAGGAGGUUGCACAGGUGCUCCUUCAGAAGGUACUAUCCUACCACAAAGAACAAGAACAGUUAAAUAAAGGACAGCCACUAGCCUUUAGAGUGGGUUUGUCCGGUCCCCCUGGUGCUGGGAAAUCAACAUUUAUUGAAUGCUUUGGGAAAAUGCUCACUGAGAGAGGACACAAAGUAUCUGUACUGGCAGUGGACCCCUCCUCGAGUACUAGUGGGGGUUCACUCUUGGGUGACAAAACAAGAAUGACCGAGUUAUCAAGAGAUAUGAAUGCUUACAUCAGGCCAUCUCCAACCAGAGGAACCUUAGGUGGUGUGACACGGACCACUAACGAAGCCAUCCUAUUGUGUGAAGGUGGAGGCUAUGACAUUGUUCUUGUGGAAACAGUAGGUGUGGGGCAGUCGGAAUUUGCUGUUGCUGAUAUGGUUGAUAUGUUUGUAUUGCUGCUGCCACCAGCGGGGGGUGACGAGUUGCAGGGUAUCAAACGAGGUAUAAUUGAGAUGGCAGAUCUUGUUGUUGUAAACAAAGCUGAUGGGGAUCUCAUAGUGCCAGCACGGAGAAUUCAAGCUGAAUACAUCAGUGCUCUGAAAUUACUCCGCAAGCGUUCACAGGUCUGGAGGCCGCAGGUAAUGCGAAUCUCUGCCAGAACUGGAGAAGGCGUUUCUGACGUAUGGGAUAAGAUGACAGAAUUCCGAGGCCUCAUGCUUGCAAGUGGAGAAUUGCUUGCCAAAAGGAGGAGGCAGCAAAAAGUGUGGAUGUGGAAUGUGAUUCGGGAAAGCAUGCUGGAUCAUUUCCGGAGCCACUUGGCAGUGAGAGAUCAGAUUCCGCUUCUGGAAGAAAAGGUUGUCAGUGGUGUUCUGUCUCCUGGACUGGCUGCAGACAUGCUGCUGAAAGCUUUUAAAGAAAAAUCCUAACACCUGUUAUGUAAAAUAUAAGAACAUUAAAAACAUAUAAACAUUACAAUUUUUCUGAGGCAUUUUUUUUUCAAUUUUAGUGAAUCUGUAUACUUCUACAGAGCAAGCAUCUGUUUUGUUGGAUUCCCAGUGUGGUGCAGUGGAUAGAGUGAUGGACUAGGACUCUGGAAA
Messenger RNA from Pogona vitticeps (central bearded dragon), 1586 nucleotides. The record is from RefSeq and is a predicted model, not a curated record. NCBI's taxonomy places the organism in Eukaryota, Metazoa, Chordata, Lepidosauria, Squamata, Agamidae.